UAAUGGUUAAGGUUCAAAGAACCACAUCAUUCGUCAUGGUUUUGAUAGGUAUUGGACCCUUUUGUCAAUUGUUUCCAUGUGUCAUUUUUUUUUAUAAUUGGAUGUCUGGACCAGCUUGCGCGGACCUCGAUUAACUCCGGGGCCCAAAGUUAUGUUUCCAUGCGUCAGCAACUUGGUUGUGCUUAUAAAUGGUUUCAUCUAGUCUCAACUUAGUAUCACUUGCCUAGUUUCUCUUUUCUAAGCAAUGGUUUUUCGCACUCCAGUUGUCUGUUUUAUUGCUGCAGCCAUAGUUUGUUCUGUCUCAGUUGGGGUUCUGAUGGCAGACCAGAGCUUGGAAGUUCAUAACGAGGCGUUGAAAGCAUUCAAGAGUUCAAUCACCAAUGACCCAUUUGGUGCCCUGGUGGAUUGGACUGAUGCAAGGCAUCACUGCAACUGGUCUGGAAUUUCAUGUGACCCUUCCUCAAACCAUGUCAUUUCCAUUUCCCUCGUCGACAAGCAGCUCAAAGGUGAAAUCUCUCCAUUUCUUGGAAAUAUUUCCACCCUCCAGACUCUUGAUUUAUCUUUGAAUUCAUUUGCUGGGCACAUUCCACCCCAGCUGGGGCUUUGCUCAAACCUUUUGGGGUUAGCUCUUUACUAUAACUCGCUUUCCGGUCCAAUUCCACCGGAACUAGGAAAUCUUGAAAAUCUGCAGGUGGCGGAUUUUGGAAACAAUUUCUUCAAUGGACAUAUACCCGAAAGUAUGUGCAAUUGCACGGCCUUGCAACAACUCGGCCUCUCCUUCAACAAUCUCACUGGUUCAAUCCCCUCAAAUAUUGGUAGUUUAGUCAAUCUUGAGUUUUUUGAAGCUCAUGGUAACAGUUUGGUAGGUUCUCUUCCAUCUUCAAUUGGUAGGUUGGAAGCACUCCAAACUUUGUACCUAAGUCAAAAUCAAUUGUCAGGUUCACUUCCUGCAGAGAUGGGGAAUCUGUGGAAUUUAGAACUCAUUCAGUUGCAGGAGAAUUUUCUUGCUGGGAAACUCCCAUCUGAACUUGGUCAUUGUAUUAAACUUCACACUAUGAACAUGUACAGUAAUCAUUUCACUGGAAGUAUUCCUCCUGAGCUUGGAAAUUUGUCUAGCUUAGAAAUCUUGCGGUUGUAUGACAACGAGUUGAAUUCAACAAUCCCACUAUCGUUGUUCCGGGCUAAAUCAUUAACCCAUUUGGGACUUUCACAAAACGAGUUUAUCGGUUCAAUACCUAUUGAAAUCGGGUAUUUGAGGUCAUUACAAGUAUUGACCCUCCAUUCAAACAAGUUUACAGGGGAGAUUCCUUCAUCCAUAACAAACUUGUCCAAUUUGACAUAUUUGUCUAUAAGCAUCAAUUUCCUCACAGGGUCACUUCCGUCGAAUAUUGGAUUGUUGUACAAUUUGAAGACCCUUAUCCUGAGUAAUAACCUUCUUGAGGGAUCUAUUCCAUCUAGUGUCAGCAACUGUACGCGCCUUAUUUCUAUUGAUCUAUCUUUUAACAAACUGAGUGGGAAAAUUCCUCGGGGCUUGGAUCAGUUGCCAAAUCUUACUUUUCUAUCCCUUAGUGGAAAUAAGAUGUCUGGUGAAAUUCCAGAUGACCUCUUCAAUUGCUCAAAUCUUGAAAUCCUAAGUUUGGCUGAAAACAAUUUCAGUGGAUAUGUAAAUCCAGUUAUUGGUAACCUCGUGAAUCUCCAGCUCUUGCAACUCCAAUUCAAUUCAUUUGUUGGACCAAUUCCACAAGCAAUCGGCAACCUUAGUCGGUUGGUCUCCUUGUGGCUUCAUGUGAAUAACUUUUCAGGCCUAGUUCCUACAGAACUCUCAAAACUCUCCUUCCUCCAAGGCCUUUUUCUCCACAACAAUGCACUCGAAGGGGUAAUCCCGGAAAAGAUUUUUGAGCUCAAAAGGCUCAAUAAGCUUUUGAUGAAGAAUAAUAGGUUCACUGGUCCCAUUCCAAGUGCUAUUAGCAAACUUGAGUUUCUUUCAUACAUGGACCUCAGUGGGAACAUGCUUAAUGGCUCUAUUCCAAGUGGUAUGGCACGACUUAACCGACUGAUGACCUUGGACCUCUCCCACAAUCAUCUCACUGGACCUAUUCCUGGGUCAGUUAUUGCUGGCAUGAAAAACAUGCAGAUAUAUUUGAACUUCUCGUACAAUUUAUUUUCCGGGUUAAUUCCAGAUGAGCUUGGCAUGUUGGAGAUGGUACAAGCCAUCGACAUCUCGAACAAUAAUCUGUCAGGAGAGAUUCCAGAAAUGCUCAAAGGCUGCAGAAAUUUGUUCUCAAUUAAUCUGUCUGGAAAUAAACUUACCGGACCACUACCCAGUAAAAUUUUUGAACAGGUUUAUUUGCUAACAAGCUUAAACCUUUCAAGGAAUCUUUUGGAUGGUGGACUCCCUGAAAAUUUGGAGGAUUUGAAGCACCUUAACUCCCUUGACCUUUCUCAAAACAAGCUCCAAGGCAGGAUCCCUGAGAGCUAUGCAAAUAUAUCCUCCUUGAAACAUCUCAACUUUUCAUUCAAUCAACUUGAAGGUCAUGUUCCAGAGACUGGUGUUUUUAAGAGCGUAAGUGCAUCUAGUUUGGAAGGAAACCCAUUUCUCUGUGGAAACAGAUUUCUCACCCCAUGCAGCACAAGUACGCGUCGCUUAUCCAAGAAGACAGUUAUAAUUCUGGCAGCUCUAGGAUCUGUUUCCCUGUUCUUAAUUCUGGUGCUGGCAAUUUCUGUCUUUAAACGAUACGCCAAAAAGAAAAGCCCAAAAGGGGUUGAGAAUCCAGAACAUGAAUAUGCUUUAGCAUUGACCCUUGAGAGGUUUGGUGAAAUGGAUUUGGAACAAGCCACUGACUUCUUCAGUGAGGAUAACAUCAUUGGAAUCAGCAGUUUGAGCACUGUGUACAAGGGUAUAUUGGGAAAUGGGCAGAAAAUAGCAGUUAAGAAAAUGAACUUGCAUCAGUUUCCAGAAGAGACUGAUAAGUGCUUCUACAGAGAAAUCAAGACCCUCAGUCAACUGAGACACAAGAACCUAGUGAAGGUAAUUGGUUAUGCUUGGGAAAGCAGGAAGCUAAAGGCUUUAGUUUUGGAGUACAUGGAAAAUGGGAACUUAGAGAGCAUUAUUCAUGACACUUGUGCCGAUCAUCCAGGAUUGGCAGCAUUGUCUGAGAGAAUCAACAUUCUAGUCUCUAUUGCAAGUGGUCUGGUUUAUUUGCAUUCGGGCUACGAUGUCCCAAUUAUUCAUUGUGAUUUGAAGCCUUCUAAUGUACUUUUGGAUGGGAAGUUUGAGGCACAUGUGAGCGAUUUUGGAACGGCUCGAAUUCUUGGUGUUCAUCUGGAGGAGGGGACCAGCAGCAUUUCCUCAUCAUCUGCAUUUCAGGGUACCAUUGGAUACAUGGCACCGGAGUUUGCGUACAUGAGGAAGGUAACAACCAAAGUAGAUGUGUUCAGCUUCGGUAUAAUCGUUAUGGAGUUCUUAACAAAGAGAAGGCCAACAGGACUCACACAAGAGGAUGGGUUACCUGUCACUUUGCCUCAACUUGUGGAGAGAGCACUAGAAAAUGGCAGCAAAGGGGUACUUCAAAUUGUGGACCCGCAAUUAUCGUCACACUCCUCAAAAGAGCAGGAAAUAGUCGCAGAGCUCCUCAAGCUGGCCUUGUCUUGCACCUGCUCGUCUCCUGAGGAUCGGCUGCACAUGGUUGAAGUAGAUUCUUCCCUUCUGAAGCUAAGCAAGCGCAUGAUGGUAACAAGCGCAUGAUGUUAACAACAUUCAGGUUUUUGGAAGCUGAGAAUUGACAAUCAGAAAGCAAAGUUAGAAGUAUCCAGUCCUUAGCUUCAUGGUAUUCAACUUUUGUCCAGCUUAUAUAAUGUUUUUCUUUUUUCGGUCUUGUUAUUUGCAAGCAGAGGUUGCACCACUCUUGGUGCCUACUUCCAAAAUAAAGAAGGCACAAGCAAAUGCUAAUAAGGUGCACCAGUUUUCCUGUAAGGUAAUUUUUGUGCUAAAGUGAACUCUAGAGUGUCAAGAUAUCCUGUAACUGUCGUACGUUUUGGUUCCAAUAAAAGUGGUUCCAAUAAAA
Rhododendron vialii is the source of this 4064-nucleotide messenger RNA. Its product is annotated as LRR receptor-like serine/threonine-protein kinase FLS2. NCBI's taxonomy places the organism in Eukaryota, Viridiplantae, Streptophyta, Magnoliopsida, Ericales, Ericaceae. The record is from RefSeq and is a predicted model, not a curated record. Gene Ontology annotation, biological process: protein phosphorylation. Gene Ontology annotation, molecular function: protein binding; ATP binding; protein kinase activity. The transcript is spliced from 2 exons. The coding region runs from base 245 to 3745 and encodes 1166 amino acids.